Molecule: messenger RNA, 384 nt
Organism: Symbiodinium sp. CCMP2592
Lineage: Eukaryota; Dinophyceae; Suessiales; Symbiodiniaceae
Source: the annotation of a GenBank genome assembly
AUGGCCAGCGCUAGCCCGUCGGAGUUGCUGGAACGUUUGCGUGCCAGCGCCAGCGCUGUGAGCAAAGUGGCGGACAGCAUAUCGCCGGAGAAGGUCGCAGAGAACGCCGCAGAGCUCCCAGGCUUCGUCGACGAAAGUCUCGCUGCGAAAGCGCCGCCCGCUCCUACACUUGAACAAGGGCCGCAGCUUGAGACCGCGGAAGCAGAUGCGACAGCUCUGCAGUCAGAGGCGGAAGCCAUGGACGAGGCGGAAGCCGAUGAGAACGAGGCCAUAAGAGCCCGGUUUCCGCCAGAGUCUUUCGAGACGCCGGACCGGCCAACCAAGCGUCGGCGCCGUGUUUUGAAGGAGGCCCCAAAGAAGAAGCCUGCCGGAGCCUUUGCGUGA